Messenger RNA from Rotaria socialis, 3177 nucleotides. NCBI's taxonomy places the organism in Eukaryota, Metazoa, Rotifera, Eurotatoria, Philodinida, Philodinidae. The record is from the annotation of a GenBank genome assembly.
AUGAAUGGAUGUUAUCAUUACCUACUGUUACUGAGCUUGCUCGGUUCAUUAGAGAAAACUAUUUCAAUCAAUCUACCAAAUGUAACAAUUCAACAUAUAUGCGAACAUGAUUUACUUUUUAUUAAAUGUUCAAAUAUAAACGAAACAAUACAAAUUGUACGUUCAAUGUAUGGACGUACAUCACAAAGACUUUGUAAUUAUGAUCUAACUAAUCAAAUAUCUUCGAGAACAUGUGCAAAUAUUGAACAGUCAAAGCAUCAAACAAAACUUCGAUGUCAAAGAAAAUCUUCAUGUCAAAUACUUAUCGAUAAUGAUAUUUAUGCUGAUCCUUGUGGGCUGAACAUAUCAAAACAUUUUGAAAUACAUUAUCGAUGCUUAGACUUCGAUGAAAUUUGUUCGAAACUUCUUCAUAAUUGUUCAUUAUCGAAAGAUUUAAAAUGCGUAGAAAAAGUUCAAGAUGAAUAUUCAUGUCAAUGUCCAUCAUCAAUAUGCGAAUAUAAUCAUAAGAGACAAUUAAUCGGUUUUGCUGAAAAUACUUGUUUAUCAGAAAAUUUUCAAGGAAUCGAUUGGCCUAAAACACUUGUUAAUAAAGGUCAACAUAUGCCCUGUCCUUAUCCAUGUACUGGUCAAAUAUUUCGUUCUUGUCAUAUGAAUAGUCAAUGGUCAAAACCGAACUAUACAAAUUGUCAAUGUUCGAUAAAUAAAUUUGAUCAAUUAUCAAUGCAUCAUUUAGCUCACAGCUAUGUCUUUCAAUGUAAUUUUUGGUUAAUCAAUAGACUUUUGCCUAGGGAUAAUUCAUGCAUAUUUGAGACAAAUGACGAUGGUCCAGCUACUUGUCUACUAAGUGCUUUUGAAAAGAUGUCAUUUACAUCCUGUGCAUCGUUUAGUAUUGAUUUUAAGAAUCUUGGUUUUGAAAUAUUCAUACCCAUGAAUGAUCAAAGAAGAUUUCGCUUACCGAGCAUGCAUGAAAAGUUAAAAACACAAUACGGUGCAAGUCAAAUUCUUAUUGAUAAAAUUUAUAAUUCACAUGCAAAUUUGCCUAUGAUGUUUAUUGAUACAAAAAGUUCAAGUACAACAAGCAAAUCAUUGAUUUUAGUUGAACAAACGCAUAAUACAAGUUCAAUGCAAACGGCUAAUGUAACCGUCAUAUUUAAUCAUCGCUCAUCCGAAUUACGGUAUCAAUGUCGAGCGUAUCGUUCAACACAUUCGUCGUUUCAAAUUGAUUCAUCGGAUAUAUUUUUUACAUGUCAAUUAUUAUGUUCGAACGGUAGUCAUGUUAUAUGUCAAUGUCCAUUUUACAAUCCUUUUAUGCAUUACGUGUUACAAGUUGAUACUUCAAUAUCUGAAGAUAAUUUUGAAUUGUCACUGAUUGAUAAUGAUUUACAAGACAAAUGCUCAGUUGAUUUGCCUGACACCUCAUUGCAACAAUCAAUAAAUAGAAUUGAUUAUUAUCUUGAAAAAUUUUCGUCAUUUCAACAAAAGAAGAUUUUAGCCAAAAAACUUAUUUCAUUUAUUGAUACGCUCAUUGAUAAUGAAGAGGAAUGGUUAAAUAAAAGUUUCUAUUCGAAAUGGAAUUUAGCUGUUCGAUUUAUUCAACAAUUAGAUUUUAUUGGUUUACAGUUAACCGAUGUCAUCGUGAAUUCAUUUAUUUCAAUCAAUGAACAUAUUGAAUUUUAUGUUAAUUCUCAAGAAUUUGGAAAUAAAGAUCAAUCCGUGAUCAUUUCAAUGGAUGAAAAUAUCAAUUCAACAUUUUUUACUAUAUCAAAAUUAGAUGAAUAUCUAAACAAUAAUCUAUCAUCAGCUAAAUUAAACAGUCCGAUUGUUAGUCUACAUGUUAAACUAAAAGCUAUAGACAAUAUUCGAAUCACAUUUCGACAUUUCAAUCCACUGAACAAUUCUGAUCAAAUGCCAACAUGUGUCUAUUUAAAAAAUAUUGACAAUGCAAGUACUUUUCAAUGGCGUACUGAUGGAUGUUAUUUAUUAUCGGCGAAUUUCACACAUUCAAUAUGUUCAUGCAAUCAUUUAUCGGCAUUCGCUGUUCUCAUGGAUGUUCAACAGACAUUUGAGAAGUCAAUUAUAAAUAUGCACAGAGAUCGAUUAUCAUUUAUAUCGAAAAUUGGAUCUACAACAUCGAUUAUUUGCUUACUGUUGACGAUCAUUAUGCUAAUGAUAAGACGUCAUAUGGAUGUUGAUGAUGAUCUAAUGAUUGUUCGUAAUGUUCUUCAUAUUAACUUGUCAAUUUGCUUAUUAAUUGCUCAAAUAUUAUUUCUCUUCGGUAUUAACCAAAUCACUUAUAAACUCGGUUGCCGAACAAUAACUAUUUUACUACAUUAUUUUCUUCUUGCAACGCUGUCAUGGAUGUUUAUUGAUGCCAUUGAAUUAGUUAUCGCAUUAAAACAUAUGUUAAAACUCGAUCGUAUCAGAAUAUUAGCUUAUAUUUUAUAUGCGUAUGGAUUUCCAUUACUUAUUGUUAUUCUGUCGAUUGUUUUGUCAACCAAUGAACAUCAUUCGGAAGCAUACUGUUGGUUUUCCUAUGACACUGCAUUUAUAUGGGCGUUUGCUAUUCCGUUUGUUCUUUUGAUUCUUACCAAUAUUUUCUUUUUUAUUGUAUCAAUUUAUGCCAUAUGUAAACAUUUUAAAACUUCGAAUUCUUCAAAGGAAACCAGAUAUUUUCUGCGUGACAUCACCGCAUUAUCCAUACUAUUUGGUAUAACAUGGCUCAUAGGUUUAUUUCAUUUGCAUGAGCAAAUUUCAAUUAUCUUCUCAUAUGUGUUUACAAUUUUAAAUUCAUUUCAAGGCUUGCUAGUAUUUAUUUUUAUUUGUCUACUGAAAAAUCCAAUGAAAAAUAUUUAUAUUCAUCGAAUUAUGAGUAUUUAUAAAACAUCAACGAUCGAAGAGAAAUCAAAUCAGCAUUAUAAUACAAGUAGUAGUGGUUAUAGUUCAGCGCAUUCAUCAGAUUUAAAUAAACAAAUUUUAUCAUUAGAUCAUCAAUCGACAUUUCGUACAAAUGCAGAAUAUUUAUCGAGUAUGCCUAUUGGGCUACUGAGCACAUUUCGUUAUCCGAAAUCGAAUCUGCCAUUGCCAAUAGCACUCGAACAAAAUGAACAACUAUUAAAAAAAUAUAAAAUCGAUCUAAAUCAUCAACAAGACGAUCAUCAGUAUUAUGAAAUUGGUUAA